AAAAAAGAAAAACGGGUUCAAACUACAAAUACCAGCAGCUCCCAGCGCUGUUGAGAAAGGACCCAGGACACACCUCUCAAUCUGAUUCUGCGAAUAUUUUUUUCUUCUAUGCGAGCUGAUGGGAAGCAAGGCGUGUUGGAACGUUAUCUCUGGAUUCACUUUUUUUUUUUUUUGGCUGCUAUUUUUUUAAUUUGGUGGAUGGCCCCUCCUGCCUCAUAGCAGCGUGACAGUGAAAGAAGGACCCAAACCUUUAAUCUUGUUUUGCACUGGAUUUAGCAGGAGACAAUUGCAGAAGCCUGGGAAUUACCAUGGAAAAGAUCCUGAAAACAGAAUUGAAAACUUCACUUCUGAAGGCCUUUGGGAGCUCGGGAGGAGGAUAUAUUAGCCAAGGCCAAGCUUAUGAAACAGACAGUGGACGAGUGUUUGUUAAAAUCAACCACAAGCCUCAGGCAAGAAAAAUGUUUGAGGGGGAAAUGGCAAGUUUAGAAGCAAUCCAGAAAACCAAUAUUGUGAGAGUGCCUCAGCCUAUUAAAGUAAUUGACCUUCCUGGGGGAGGAGCAAUGUUUGUCAUGGAGUACCUUAAGAUGAAGCACCUCAACAAAUAUUCUUCAAAGCUUGGAGAGCAGAUAGCAGAUCUUCAUCUUUAUAACCAGAAACUCGGAGAGAAAUUGAGAAAGGAAGGAAAUACAAUUGGUAAAGGAGCCAGUUACUCUGAAUUUCAGUAUGUGGAUAAGUUUGGAUUCCAUAAGGCCACUUGCUGUGGCUAUAUUGCACAGGUGAAUGAAUGGCAGAGUGAUUGGCCUUCUUUCUUUAUUCGUCACAGACUCCAAGCUCAACUGGAUUUGAUUGAAAAGGAUUAUGGAGAUAGAGAAGCAAGAGAGCUUUGGUCACAGCUGAAGGUAAAGAUUCCUGAAAUGUUUUCUGAUGUAGAAAUUGUUCCUGCUCUACUGCAUGGGGACCUGUGGGCAGGAAAUGUGGCUGAGGAUGACUCUGGGCCGAUCAUCUUUGACCCUGCUUCCUUCUAUGGCCAUUCAGAGUUUGAACUGGCCAUUGCUGGAAUGUUUGGUGGGUUUAGCAGCUCAUUUUUCUCUGCCUAUCACAGCAAAAUACCCAAAGCUCCAGGAUUUGAGAAACGAAAUAAAUUGUAUCAGCUCUUUAAUUACAUAAACCACUGGAACCAUUUUGGGACAGGGUACAGAGGACCUACGAUAAAUGUAAUGAGAAAACUUUUAAAGUAACCAGACAGGGACUAAUUUCUCAAACCAAAGUAAUUAGCAGCCUCUGCCUAUCAGAUGUAACACAAGCUAGAAAUCAAUGUUGAUGAUAAAACACACGACAAGGCUUAGUAUACUUUUGAGCCUCACUAAAUGUUAAAAGUGUUUGCCUAAUUUUUAACAUAUAGUAGCUGACUAGACAGAUUCAUAUGAAGAAAAAAACUGCAUUGUUUCUGAAGACUCUGCUGAGUUGGGAAGUAGCACUGCAGUCAGUUUCACCUUAUACUGUAUGGAGAGUCUUACUUCCGACCUGCUGCAUUUCCACAGUUGUUUGCAACUUGCCACUUCUGUUGGUCUCUCAUUACUGAGAGUUACUGCUGAGGGACUGCGGUGUUGGAAUUAAUCGUUGGUUUCUUAACUCACCCCAUUUGUUUUCUUUUGCUUCAGUUUUCUCUUCUGUCUUUGUUUUGGUCCUUUUACCCAUUUAUGUUUGUCUUUGUUUCUUUUCAAUGUAAGGUUAUGAUCCAAAUUUAAGUCAGAUUUUAUGAAUGGGAAAAUAAAAACAUUCUCUUUUUGAUUUAAAGGUAGGCAGGGUCCUUUAGACUGCAACUGAUGCUAGCAUUCCUUAUAUUUAUUUUAAUGUAAUUAAAUGUUUUUUUGUGUUUCUCUGAGAAAUUCAGUUGAGUAGUUUUUUCUUAACAGUGAUGCUGCUGUAGUUCCUUGGUAAUUAAUUAUAUGGUCAGAAAAUGGAUUGUUACCACCAGUUUGAUAAUAACGCAGUUUUAAUAGGUUUUAUUAUGUGUAAUACUCUGAUAGUAACAUUUAAAUAACUGUGAAAACAUAGCAAACAGUAGGAGGGAUACUUGUUUGCAUAACAAGUAUCAAUUUUGCUGUGUUGGUUGGUGCCUGAUGUAUUUCGUUUUUAGAUGAUAAUGCACAGUAGGCAAAGCUAGUCUGCUCUGCCAGUGCUGCUUUAUUGAAGGAAUUUUUUAGUAUUCCUAAUGUUCUAUUUUUAUAGAAAAUAGGCAGAGAAGAUGUGGGGAGAAAACUGUGCAACAAAGAUGCUGGCGUACAGUGUGAGCAAGGGUAUGUUAGCGACUUAUUUUUUUAAAUGAAAGUAGUAAAAAAAAAAAGUAAAUAUGGUCCAACGAAUGCUUAAGUGUAUUAGGAAAUGAGAAUGAUAGAACUUAGAUUUUCAGGGUUCAGAUUGUUGUGGUGAUUCAUACCCUAAAUAUUAUAUUCAGAAAUAUUAAAUGACUUCAUUUAAGUUUUAAGCGGAUGUGCUAUAAAGAAUUCUUAAUUUUUUUUUGUAACUUACACUAUUUAAAAAUGACUUAAUUAUCUAAAUAUUUUGUAGGUUUUUUUGUUUUCUUUGAUUUUGAGCUACAGUUAUUGGUGUUAUAACGCUCGAUACAAUUAUAACAGUGAAAAAGUGGAAAAACAGAGUGAGAAUACAGUUGAAGUUCUGUCUGAACAGUGAAGUGCUGAGUCCUAGCAUUAAUUCAUAUUUGCAAUUCAGGUAAUGCACUGAAAAUACACGUGAGCUUAAGAUUUAUUGUUGUUCAAUAAAACACUUGUGUUGCAGAAAUCA
Lagopus leucura (white-tailed ptarmigan) is the source of this 2805-nucleotide messenger RNA. RefSeq names its product fructosamine 3 kinase (gene FN3K). Bases 309 to 1238 code for a protein of 309 amino acids. Lineage: Eukaryota; Metazoa; Chordata; Aves; Galliformes; Phasianidae. Gene Ontology annotation, biological process: fructosamine metabolic process. The record is from RefSeq and is a predicted model, not a curated record. The transcript is spliced from 6 exons.